Salarias fasciatus (jewelled blenny) is the source of this 1684-nucleotide messenger RNA. RefSeq names its product phospholipase A and acyltransferase 1-like (gene plaat1l). The transcript is spliced from 4 exons. The record is from RefSeq and is a predicted model, not a curated record. Gene Ontology annotation, biological process: N-acylphosphatidylethanolamine metabolic process. Gene Ontology annotation, cellular component: cytoplasm. Gene Ontology annotation, molecular function: glycerophospholipid phospholipase A1 activity; A2-type glycerophospholipase activity. Lineage: Eukaryota; Metazoa; Chordata; Actinopteri; Blenniiformes; Blenniidae. The coding region runs from base 816 to 1355 and encodes 179 amino acids.
GAAGAGCACAGAUAAAUGCGUCUUAACUCACUAAAUCAAGAUGUGGCUUUAAAAUAAAAGCUUAUUUAAAGUCUGUAAAUUGAGAAUCAUUCAGGUCAGAUUAUAAUUCAGUGAAUUGGAAGUUGGAUUUAGGAUAAAUCACACAAACGUCUCCUGGAAAGUGUCAAAGUUUCCAACAACAACUUCUCUUGAAUCUUCUAAUGAAACUCUGGAGGUGAUGCGAAUCUCCUCCCUUUAACCCCAAAAUGCUCGCUGAGCUGUGAAUUUCAUCCCCCGUCCGGCAAAGACGGAUGAUUUCAGGCGGAUUCGUGACUGUUGGUGUUGAACCGCUCUGUGGCGUUUUUACUCGGUGUGUUUGACCGUCGCGGGACUUCGUCCCAGCUGACGCUGCAUCUCUCGUCUUGUUCUCCGUGCCUUCUUAUCUCCGAAUAAAAUGAAAAGCAAGAAAAGAAAAGCGAUUGAAGCUGCUUCCUCUUUCAGCGUCCGUUUAGGAAACACCUGCACCACACGCCCAGAGGCGGCGUGGGACGAGCCGUCCGCCGUCGGCAACGCUCCGUCGGGUGGAUGAGGAGAGGAGGGAUGAACACAGGGAUGAACCGUGGGGCAGCAGUGGUGGAGCGUGGAGGUGGCGGAGAGGAGGGAAGGUGAUGGAGGGGCGUUGACGGAGCGAGGUCAGGCGAGCGUGGCGGCGCGAGCCAGUGGCUUCCUCACAUGACUGCAGCCAGUAUGUAAAGCAGCCGAGGUGCGUCUGUGCAGGCGGCGUGGCGUUGGUCUCAGAAGACUCCGAGGAACGCUGCAGUGAAUCAUCUGGAUCCAUGGGCCUGAAACAUUCCCAGCCCAGGUUGUUCCCGGGAGACAUCGUGGAAUAUCCCAGGAACAAGUACUUCUCUCAUUUCGGGGUUUACUACGGCGAGAGGGACGGCGUUCCUUAUGUGGCUCACCUGACAUGUCGAGAUUCAGACACCAAGCUGCCACUGUUUGGCCGGGCCCUGAGGUCAGAGGUCAAGCUGGAGCCAUUGGAGCUGCUGGGGACCAAAUACAAGGCCAACAACAUGCUGGACGACUCGCACCCGCCGCGGGACUUCCACAGCGUGGUGAAGCCGGCCAUCGACGACAUGAUUGGGCGGGAGGUGACCUUUGACAUCCUGUUUCACAACAGCGAGCACCAGGCCACGCUCUUACGAUACGGCGUGAAGAAGUCGGAGCAGGUGAGGCGAGGCGAAGCCGCUCGGCCGCUGCGUUUCCUCACAGGGGUUUUCGUCUCAGCAGCCUCCCGUCCUCCGUUUCAGAUCGAGAGAGUCUACGAACACAUCAUGCCGGCCUGGAAGAAGCUCUUCGAGCAGAAGAAACUAUGAGGCUCCACCAGCAGAGGGCGCCAUCACUCUUCACUUUGAUUUUUUUUUCUUGUCAGUUCUGCAUCCUUGCUUCAUCCUCCAUCAUCGUUCUGUCUCUUUAUUGUGUGUAAGAUCAGUCUGAAGAAAAACACUGGCAACAUUUUGCAUGUGAAGUUUAAUUUUUGUGCAGUGUUACAGAAAACGUGAUCGUUCUCUCAUAAGGUGAGGCAGAUUCAGUCGAGAUUCUUCAGUUAUUAAUACGACCGGAGUAGACUUUGAUCUAUUUUUUCAGUUACAUCUCUAACUGCUUUAUGUCUUUUAUUACACUGUCACUGAAUUCUCAUCAAUAA